Molecule: messenger RNA, 983 nt
Organism: Drosophila novamexicana
Lineage: Eukaryota; Metazoa; Arthropoda; Insecta; Diptera; Drosophilidae
Product: ras-like GTP-binding protein Rho1
Exons: 2
Coding region: 240-950 (236 amino acids)
Biological process (GO): small GTPase-mediated signal transduction
Molecular function (GO): GTP binding; GTPase activity
Source: RefSeq, a predicted model, not a curated record
AGAAUAAGAAUAAGUUUAUACAAAGUGCAGUAAAGCACUUCAUUGGCAGAUGCAUAUGCCAUGGUAUUUUCUUUGUAGCGCAGUAUUCAUAAACAAAAUAGGUAUUUCACAUCGCCGCAAUCACUAAACAAACGCACAGUUCCUUGGCAAACAGCAUUUCCUUCAGUCAUACGUUUAGAGUUAAAAAAAAAAAACCAAAACAAUUGUUUUUCUAGUGCCUUCAAUUGGUUAUUAAUAUAAUGAGUUCCAUUCGCAAGAAACUGGUAAUUGUAGGCGAUGGGGCAUGUGGCAAGACCUGCCUCUUGACUGUCUUCUGCAAAGACAAUUUCCCCUUGGACUAUGUGCCGACAGUAUUCGAAACAUAUGUUGCGGAUGUGGAAGUCGAAGGAUCACAGGUGGAACUGGCGCUGUGGGACACAGCCGGGCAGGAGGAUUACGAUCGCUUGCGUCUGCUAAGCUAUCCCGAUACGGAUGUGAUUGUCAUGUGCUUCUCCAUCGAUCUGCCGGAUUCGCUGGAAAACAUACAGGACAAAUGGAUACCCGAAGUGACGCACUUCUGUCCGAAUGUGCCCAUCAUUUUGGUGGGCAACAAGCGCGACUUGCGCCAUGAUCCCGACACCAUAAAGGCAAGUGCUCCGAUCCAAGCUAACAUUGACAUUGAAGCUACAAAGCAGGCUCGUUCAUUUUCAGGAAUUAUCCAUGCAAAAGCAGCACACCGUCACGGCCGAGGAGGGGCUUACCAUGGCCGAAAUAGUCAAUGCAUUUGCCUAUCUCGAAUGCUCGGCCAAAAUGCAGGAGGGUGUGCGCGAGGUGUUCGAAACUGCGACCAGAGCCUCCUUGCAGGUGCACAAGAAGAAGAAGCGAGCGAGAUGUUUGCAAUUAACGUGCAGACUACUCUAAAAAUAAUAAUAUUAUUAUUAUUAUUCUUGAAACUUUGCUGCUUGCCUUAACUUCCGCCUUCCAUUUAUAUUUUGAUAUUAUCA